AUGAGGGAACUCCUAGGGUCCAUUGUGCUACUCGCAAUGACAGCUCGCGUAGUUCGAGGCGACGAGGCUUUUUUGACGGAGCCGCCAGAUUACAUUAAACAAUGUACAAUAGCCGAUAAGAAUUUUGUCAACUGUUCCACGCAAAGCAUUCAACAGCUCUUCGACAAAUUGAAUGACGGCAUACCGGGGCUGACGAGCAUCAAAAGUUUUGAUCCCUUCCAUUUGAAUCGCAUUCGAAUAUCGCAGGGCAACAGCAACGCCAUCAAUCUGAAAGUCGAGCUGGCCAAUGUGAAGAUCAUUGGUUUUGGUCACACCAAUGUGUUAGAGAGUGUUGUGUAUAAAAAGGAUUAUAGCUGGAAGACAAUAUUCACGUUGCCGGUGAUGAAGCUUCUAGGCGAUUAUAGUUUAUUUGGUCGAAUUCUACUCAUACCACUAAAUGGUCGUGGUCAGGUAUUUCUGGAUGCUGAAAAUAUGACCGUCACCAUGCAGACAAAGACGCGGCUUUACUCCAAGGGCGGCUUCACAUUCUACAAUGUGACCAAUUGUCACGUGGACUUCAAAAUGGACGGCCUAAAGUCAUAUUUCUCCAAUCUCUUCAAUGGCAACAAGCAAUUGGAGGAUAGCACAAACAAGUUCUUCAAUGAUAAUUGGCGAAUGCUGGCCGAUGCUCUGUACACAGUGAUCACACAGACAAUCGAGGAUAUUCUACUUGAUGUUCUGAAGAAAAUUUUUCACUUUAUUCCAGCGAAUUAUUUUAUUAGCGAUAUUCCCACGCCAGAGCAGCUCUAUGGCAAAAUAAAAUCGCUGCCAAAGUAAUUAUAAUACGGAAAUUGGGAAUAGUAGAGUCAUUUAUUGGUU
Molecule: messenger RNA, 858 nt
Organism: Drosophila grimshawi
Lineage: Eukaryota; Metazoa; Arthropoda; Insecta; Diptera; Drosophilidae
Gene: Jhbp6
Product: circadian clock-controlled protein daywake
Exons: 5
Coding region: 1-816 (271 amino acids)
Source: RefSeq, a predicted model, not a curated record